Messenger RNA from Triticum turgidum subsp. durum (durum wheat), 276 nucleotides. The record is from the annotation of a GenBank genome assembly. Lineage: Eukaryota; Viridiplantae; Streptophyta; Magnoliopsida; Poales; Poaceae.
AUGGGGAGUCUCGCUUCACCAUUAAUGGGAAAACGAUCUUCCACUUCGUUGGGACCUCCACCUUCAGUGAGUACACCGUUAUCCAUGUCGGGUACCUCGAAAAAAAACCUCGAGGCGCCCCUUGACAAAGUUUGUGUUCUCAGCUGUGGUAUCUCAACUGGACUUGGUGCUACCCUCAAUGUCGCGAAACCGAAAAAGGGUGACGAUCCAAGACGUUUUUGUUCUACGCCAUGUUUUUGCAGGCUGAAGAGAAUUAUGUGCUACAACCAAGACUAA